AUGUCCCUGCCCGCCCUGCCCACAGAGCUCAUCGACGCAGUGGCACAGAACCUCGACACCCCCGCCCUCGUCGCCCUCGCACGCACCGCGUCCCCCCUCUACCCCGUCGCCCGCCGCCUCCUCUACCGCAACCUCGCCCUCUCCCCCCUCGCACACAACCUCGUCCUCGUCCCCGUCCUCGCAGCACGCCCGCACCUCGCCCGCUUCGUCCGCACCUUCUCCCUCGUCCUCCCCUCGUCCUCCGUCCUCUUCCCCCCUUUCUACCGCGCCCUCGCAAGCGCCCUCGCUGCCAUGACACAGCUCACCGACCUCGACCUCCACAUCGACCCCGAUGUCACCUGGGUCCUCGCCUCCGCCCCGCUCUAUCCCCGUCUCAGCCACUUUGCCGCCUCCUUCCCCCUCGACCUCCACACCGCACACUUCCUCGCCCGCACCCCCGCGCUCGAGCACCUCCAGCUCGACUCCGACCCUCUCCCACCCCCCACCCCACCCCCGUUGCUCGCACCCGCACCCGCACCCGUGCCCGCGCCCGCGCCCGCGCCCGCACCCGCCACGCUCUCGCUGCCAUCUCUCCCGCCUAGCACCCUCCCCAUCCUCGCCUCCUUCUCCGGCCCCACCUUCUACGAGCACGUCGCACGCGCCCUCGCCCUCAUGCCCGCGCUCAAUGACUUUGAGCUCGACGGCAUGCACUGGGGCUCC
Messenger RNA from Heterobasidion irregulare TC 32-1, 699 nucleotides. RefSeq lists its product as uncharacterized. Gene Ontology annotation, molecular function: protein binding. The transcript is spliced from 2 exons. The record is from RefSeq and is a predicted model, not a curated record. The annotation marks the transcript as partial. NCBI's taxonomy places the organism in Eukaryota, Fungi, Basidiomycota, Agaricomycetes, Russulales, Bondarzewiaceae.